Messenger RNA from Myodes glareolus (Bank vole), 4187 nucleotides. The record is from RefSeq and is a predicted model, not a curated record. Lineage: Eukaryota; Metazoa; Chordata; Mammalia; Rodentia; Cricetidae.
UUCCGGGAGAGCCGGGCGCCCUGGCCACCGCCCGCUCGCAGCUGCCAACUAGCUGGGGCCGCUGAGCCUGUGAGUGCGCAGGCCAGGCCGCUGCUCGGCGUCUGCGCAGCUCGGUCCACCGUCCGUCACCAUGGGGGCAUCGGGGAGGCUGCUGCGCGCCGUGAUCAUGGGGGCCCCGGGCUCCGGCAAGGGCACCGUGUCGUCGCGCAUCACCAAACACUUCGAACUGAAGCACCUCUCCAGCGGGGACCUGCUCCGCCAGAACAUGCUGCAGGGCACAGAAAUUGGUGUGUUGGCCAAGACUUUCAUUGACCAAGGGAAGCUCAUCCCAGAUGAUGUCAUGACGCGGCUGGCCCUUCACGAGCUGAAAAACCUCACCCAAUGUAGCUGGCUGCUGGAUGGUUUUCCAAGGACGCUUCCACAGGCAGAAGCCCUGGAUAAAGCUUACCAGAUAGACACAGUCAUCAACCUCAACGUGCCCUUUGAGGUCAUUAAACAACGCCUCACUGCUCGCUGGAUUCAUCCUGCCAGUGGCCGCGUGUACAACAUUGAAUUCAACCCUCCCAAAACUGUGGGCAUUGACGACCUGACAGGAGAGCCUCUGAUUCAGCGCGAGGACGACAAACCUGAGACGGUGAUCAAGAGACUAAAGGCAUAUGAAGCCCAGACGGAGCCAGUCCUGCAGUAUUACCAGAAGAAGGGGGUCCUGGAAACAUUCUCUGGAACGGAAACGAACAAGAUCUGGCCCCAUGUAUAUUCUUUCCUACAGACGAAAGUUCCAGAAACUACCCAGAAAGCCUCCGUUACUCCCUGAGGAGGGCAGUUAAUUAGCAGGGUGAAGCGGGGCCUCCUCGCCUCGCCUGUUUUCGAAGCUCUUUUCCUGAGACUUCUCUGAAAAUUAUGACUUACUCCUAAUGACUUUCUUUUGGAUGUUACUAAGGCCGUGCCAAAUGAGUCAGACACUAAGGCUGAUCUGUUAAAAUAACCUCGUGUGUUUAAUCUAGUUGUCUUCUGUGGAUGUGCAAUUAGAAAACAUCAGAGAUGCUGAAACUCAAAAAAGAAAAUCAAAAGAGAGCAACUGGUAAUUGUCCACCCCCCGUUAAGUCAGCGGCCGAUCAUUUUCAUGUUUUUCUGAAAAAGUUUAAAAAAAAUUACACAUCACCAACCCCUCCCAAAAUGUCUUCUAGCCCCAUGGGAUGUGGUAUUUGGGGAGACUGUCUAUAGAUUCCAGAAAGCAAGCAACUGGCUUUAUUUACAGAUGUUGCCAGAUGCAAACUCUGCUGCCUUUGCAGAAAAAGCAAGGGCACAGGCUACCCUGCAGUGCCCUCCAUUUACUAGUUUCCAGUUUGCUGUAAAGAUGCAGCCAUGGCAGUUAAAUGUGACUUCGAUAUGGCUUGGCUUGUUUUCUUUUCCAAACAUGCAUGAAUCAAGGGAUGUAUGUGUUGACUAAAGUUUGCACUGGCAAACGACAAUCUCGCACGUCACUCAGGCUGUUUUAGGACCUACCUGUCAGCUUCUCUCUUUCAUACAAAUGGACUGUCUGCCUUGAUGAGCAGUGAUAUAAAGAGAGAGGGUAAGAGAACACCCACGGCAGUUUGCCACUUAAGUAGAUGUGGUAUGCUGGGGACAGCCCCUUGACAGAAAGACGACCGAUCAACUAACUAGCCACCACAUACAGCAACAAAAGGCAUUUGCAGCAGGGGUUAAAAGGCCCCAUAACUGAGUUCCCUCAAGGACAUGUAUAUCGCUAUCAAGGUCCUUGAUUUCAAGAGCCUCUUGUCUCAGCCUCUCAAGUGCUACCAGUUGUCACCCGACUUCACUGGGAACAUCUAAGCAGCCUCCUCUUCCACCUGCAGCACUGUGGCUCCAACUCAGCCUUGUAUGCUGGGCAAGCACCCUACCACUGCCAUACCUCCAGCCCUUCGUCUUUUUUUUUUUUUUUUUGAGACAGGAUCUCAUUACGUAGUUCUGGCUGUCGCAGAACUAUGUAGACAAGGCUGGCUUCAAACUCAUAGAGAUCCGCCUGUCUCUGCCUUUCAAGUGUUGGGAUUAAAGGUAUGGACACCUGGCCCCAGCCCUUAGUUUUUGAGACAGGGUCUCACUAUGUAGCACAGGCUAGCUUGAAAUGAUGUAGUCCAAGCUGGCUUCAUGUUCAUGAUCCUCUUGUUUCAACCUCCUGAGUGCUUAAAUUACAGGAAUAUACCACUAAACCAAGCCUGAGAAACCAUUUUAAAACUUCAGCCACUUCAGAUUCCUUAGUGGGGCAAAGACAUGUCCUUACAUAUUGUGGCCAAAUGUAAGAUAUGAGAAAUGGAAGAAAAACAACUCGACCUUCGAGGAAGAUGUACUCUGUAUUUUACUUGGUGCUAAAUCAAAGAAUCAAGCCCUUGUACAAGACUUUGAAACUUUGGCCAAUUUUAUUUCAGAAACUUUAAGUACAAAUGCCAGCAAGUGGUUCUUAUACAUCUGGGAGUGGGGAAGGAAUCUUUUGAUUUUUAAAUUUCACUGUUGAACUUUCAAAAUGGACAUGCCUUUAAAUAGGAUUACAACAAGCAUCUUGUCUUUUGUGUUUCUAUAUGCCUUAUCUGAAUGUUGGUUAACUGGGUUCUAACAAUGUUGUGAACUUCUCUAACUUAGGACUGAUCAGCAGGUUCUGUUACACGUGGUGAUUUCAGCACUGUGAUGUUGCCCUUGGCUGCUCGACCCCCAACCCUGCUUCUGUCUGCUGCUGUGGCUUCUCACUGGCUUCUUUCUAAUAAACCGGUCUUCACAUAAUGCAUUUUAUGACAUUAUCUCCUGCUAUACUAAUGCAGUCACACUAGCUUCCAUGACACUGGAGAUGCUGAGGUCAAGAGGUUGGAGAACAUGAAGUGACAACCUUUUUCUUCCUUUGACCAGAACAACCAAGAUUUUGUAUGUACAUCCAUUUGGGAACCGUGUGGCUUCUAUUAGAACAGACAAAGACCAGUUUUCUGCUGGAUAGGUUAAUGCCAGACAACUGAUAAAGCUAUCAUUGCUGGGGAUGGACAAAUGGCUCAGCAGUUAGGUACAACGGCUACUCUAACAGAGGACCUGAGUUUGAUUCCCAGCAUCCACAUCUCUAACUCCAGUUUCAGGGCAUCCAAUGCCCUCUUCUGGCCUGCAAGGGCAUCACGCACACACGUUGCACAAACACAUAUACAGGCAAACACCCAUACACAUAAAAAACCAUUCCUGACUACAUCCUGCUGAAAAUGCUGUGAUGACCAGUGCAUGCUUUUAUUUUUGUGCCACAUGGAACAGCCAUGGAGCUGAAUACCCUGGGCAAGAGCACUGUGUCUUCUCAUUUUCAAAAUCUCUUCAUUAAUAACUACAGCUAGCACCUAAAGAUUUUCGAUCUUAAGUUAGGAUUAUUAUUUUUUUUUUUUUUACAGAAUAGUCUAACUGGGCUCAAAAGCACUGGUAAAAGCCAGUAAGGUUUCUGAAUCUGUGGCAUUCUCCUGCAGUAUUUUCUUAAAAGGUUUCAUUUAGUGUGUAUGUGCGCAUGUGUGCGGGUACCUGCAGAGGCUACAAGAGGACAUCAGAUCUUCUCAAACUGGAGUCACAGGAGCUUGUGAACCACCAGACAUGGGUGUUGGGAGUCAAACUGGCCCUCUGCAAAAGCAAGUGCUCUUAACCAAAAACUCAUCCCUUUAGCCCGUUUUUAAAGGUUACUAAAAACCGUAAGUUUUUCUAUAUACAGUACCAAAUAGUGUCAUGUCAUGCCAAGUGUAGACUGGCCCAGCAGCUUCCUAUUUCCCCAGGGGAUUCCAAGUGUCGCAAAAACAUACCAGGUGAACCGGCUUCCUGGACAACCUAUGAAGUAGUACAAGCAUACCCACACACGUGGGUACUGAAGGCUGCAGGAUCUAAGGGUCUUCUGGCUAAAUGAAUGGUAUGCUGGAAAAUGGAAAUGGGAAACCCAACCCCAACCUGGACAAGUACCACCUUUUCCCCACAUCAAUUUAAGAACUGACAUCUGACUUGCUCUGAGAAUAGUAAGUUUUUUUUUUUUCUGAAAUACCCCAGGAUUAACUUGAGAAUCACCUUGCCUAUAUUACACUGUCAUGAAAACCACUUAGUAAUGGAGAUAUGUGUGCUCAUUGGGAAGCAUGUUAAUUCACUUAAAUUAAAAAAAAGUUUUAAAAAUAAACUUAAAAUUUACAAUA